Striga hermonthica is the source of this 2436-nucleotide messenger RNA. NCBI's taxonomy places the organism in Eukaryota, Viridiplantae, Streptophyta, Magnoliopsida, Lamiales, Orobanchaceae. The record is from the annotation of a GenBank genome assembly.
AUGUCGAAUUUCGACCAGAAUUACUCGCAAGAAGGCAAGAUCGUUAUUUCGGCAGCUGUGGCAAUCGACAAGGACAAAAAUAGCCAAUUCGCCGUUAAAUGGGCCAUCGACAAACUGAGGUUGAAGGAUAAACGGAUCAUCCUCGUACAUGUUAGAACAAAUUACAGUUUUGAUUCAGCUGUUCCUAAAGAGGGUCGAGAACCUACACAAGCUGAAACACAACAGUUGUUUCUACCUUACCGCAGUUUUUGUGCUCGAAAAGGGAUUCGUGCAACUGAGGUGAUUCUUCAAGAUCAUGACGUGGCAAGGGGACUUGCCGAAUAUAUCAGCAUGAACUCCAUCACGACAAUCGUGCUUGGAGCCUCAAGCCGAGCUGCCAUAUUGAGAGCAUUUAAGAAUGCAGAUGUUCCGAGUUCAGUAGCGAGAUGCGCACCGGAUUCUUGCACAGUGUAUGCAGUGUCGAAGGGCAAAGUCGUAAAACUCAAAUCCGGUAGUCAACCAGAGACUCCGAGCAGCUCGACAAGUUCCGUACCCCGGAAUGCGUUGUUCUCACCUGCCGAUAAUUCAAGCCAAUCGAAAUACCACCAAAACCAAACACCUCAAAAGGAAAGAUCGUACGGCAGUAAAUCGACUGCAGUCCAAAACGCGGCCAACAGCGAAGAAUCGGAAAAACACAGCAACACAAAAUACUCAACGCCUUAUGACUCGGAUAACACGAGCUACGGAGGCUCGACUUCUUACUACAGCAACUACAGCUCGUCGCCCGUAAACUCAAAACCCGGUGAAUCUGAUUUUGGACACAUGGCAAACAGGCAGGCAAACAACAGCAAGAUCUCGAAUUUAAUGCAGUCCUUGAACAACAUGAGCCUUGAGGUUCGGACGAGAGGGAGCCCCGGUUACUCGAUGUCUGAGUCGAGCGAUGUUUCGGAAGGGAUGAGUUUCCCUUCGGAUGUCUCGUUUGAGGUUAUGGAUCAUCACCGGGUUUCGGAUUCUUCCAGGAGCUCGACAUCCUCACAAACCGCGGAAAUAGAUGAUGAGCUGAGGAGACUGAAGCAAGAUCUGUAUCAAAUCACAAUGAAGUACAACUUCGCAAAUCAAGAAGCAGCAACAGCUAGAGACAAGGUCAGAGGCCUCGUCCAAUCGAAACUCGAUGAAGGAAGCAAACUGGACGAGGCAAGGCAAGCCCACGAGGCUGCACUGGCUAUUGUUGAGCGAGAGAAGCUGAUGUGUAAAGCAGCAGUCGAGGUGGCUCACAAAGCACAGCGUAUAGCCGAGCUCGAGUCAGAGAAAAGAAAGCAUGCAGAAUUAAAAUAUAAACAAGAAUCCGAAGAGAAACAGAAGGCGAUUGAUGCAUUAGCACGCAGUGAGAUUCGGUACAGAAGGUACACGAUGGAAGAGAUUGAGAUCGCAACAGAUUAUUUCUCGGUCGCGAAUAAGAUUGGAGAAGGUGGGUAUGGACCCGUGUUCAAGGCCACACUGGAUCACACCCCAGUUGCCAUCAAGGUCCUGAGGCCGGAUAUCUCGCAGGGCGAGCAGCAGUUUCAAAAAGAGGUCGAAGUCCUUAGCCGAAUGCGCCACCCGAACAUGGUAGUCCUCCUUGGCGCCUGCCCCGAGUACGGAAGCCUCGUUUAUGAGUACAUGGAAAACGGAUCCCUCGAGGACCGUCUCCACCGCAAAAACGGGUCUCCUCCCCUCUCUUGGCCCGCCCGUUUCAGAAUCGCCGCCGAAAUAGCCACAGCCCUCAACUUCCUCCACAGCACCCGACCCGAGCCCCUCGUCCACCGCGACCUCAAGCCCGGGAACAUCCUUCUCGACCGGAACUUCGUCAGCAAGAUUAGUGACGUCGGCCUCUGCCGACUCGUCCCGCCACCUGUCGCUGACAGCAUCACUCAGUGCCACAUGACUGCAGCUGCCGGAACAUUCUGCUAUAUCGAUCCCGAGUAUCAGCAAACGGGCAUGCUCGGGACGAAAUCCGAUGUGUAUUCGUUUGGAGUUAUGCUGCUGCAAAUCCUCACGGCUCGGCCAGCAAUGGGCCUUUCGCACUAUGUCGAGACAGCAAUCGAGUCGGGGAGAUUUUGGGAAGCGCUCGAUCAAGCGGUUGGGGACUGGCCGGUCGAGGACGCCCUCUCGCUGGCUAAGCUGGCUCUGAAGUGCUGUGAGCUGAGGAGGAGGGAUAGGCCUGAUCUUAACUCAGUUAUCCUGACCGAGCUCGAGAGGUUGAGGGACUUGGGUUCGGAGGUGUCCCGUGGGGGGAGCUUUUGCUAUGUGCAUUUGCAAGGUGGGGUUAGCUCGAAGGAGAGCAGCUCGUCUGAAAGUCAGGCAAAUCAGGAGAGGUUUUACAAUAUGAACUCAUAUUCGAGUCAGGAAACUAGAGAUAGCAGUUCGGGGAAACUCGAAGGGCAAAGCAAAAAUGCAUCUGGAAGUGGGAACAACUAG